This is a messenger RNA of Phalaenopsis equestris, 639 nucleotides long. Its product is annotated as IgA FC receptor-like. The transcript has a single exon. The record is from RefSeq and is a predicted model, not a curated record. The coding region runs from base 50 to 427 and encodes 125 amino acids. Lineage: Eukaryota; Viridiplantae; Streptophyta; Magnoliopsida; Asparagales; Orchidaceae.
AGUAGCCACCUACUUCCAUCCUAUCCAGACUUUCCACUCUUCUCUAAAAAUGGCCUCCAAAUCACAGAUGAUCAUCUGCUCUCUUCUUCUGGCGCUCCUUUUCUUUGGUGACUCUGCUCGUGUUCUGCUGGAAGAAUCACCAAAGGAAGAGCAGCCAUCACUGCCAAAGCUAGAAUUUCCUCCAUUGCCGAAACUAGAUUUCCCUCCUCUGCCAGAAAUCCCUCAUGAGUUACCCAAACCAGAGCUACCUCCAUUGCCGGAGUUUCCGCAUGACUUACCCAAGCCUGAAAUCCCGCACUUGCCAGAGAUCCCUCAUGAGCUCCCCAAACCAGAGUUACCUCCUUUGCCGGACAUACCACAUGAUUUGCCCAAGCCGGCAUUGCCGGAGAUUCCUCACCUGCAGCCGGAAGAGCCCCACCAUCCUUGAUGUGCUCUAUGUGUUACUGUCGUUUGAACUUUAAAGUCGUCGUUUUUGUUUUUCAUCAUCAGAAUGUAUCUCUCUUUUUUUUUUUUUUUUUUUUUUUUUUUGAUUUUUGUAAGUGAUUACUGUGUGUGUUAUUUACGUGUUUAUAUACAUUUUGGAUUUAUUGUGUGCAUUAAUUUCUUAAUGAUAUCUUCUUAUUUCUCUUAUAUAUUUUA